Molecule: messenger RNA, 1996 nt
Organism: Tetranychus urticae (two-spotted spider mite)
Lineage: Eukaryota; Metazoa; Arthropoda; Arachnida; Trombidiformes; Tetranychidae
Product: WSCD family member AGAP003962
Molecular function (GO): sulfotransferase activity
Source: RefSeq, a predicted model, not a curated record
GAGUUUAGCCAUUCAUUUGAUGUGAUUGUUGGAAAAUGUAAAGUAAUGUAAUUGCAAGCAAAUUCAUCAAUCUCAUUGAUCCAAGGAAUGAAUCAAUCAUGUAACAAUCAAAUUGACUUGAAAGUGUUUCAUCAAUUUUUACCUUUAGAUUGUUGACUUGAAAAGAGUGUGGAAAAGUUUGUGCCAAAAAUUCGAGAAAAGUUUUUCUACUUUACUCAUGACAAUCAUGAAACUAUUGGAAUACAAAUCCAAGUCCAUUUCAUCAACAAUUUUGGGCUUUACCAGCAUCAUUUUCACGACUCUAUUCUCCACCUCUUUAUCUCUAUCACUUUCAUCUUCACCUUUAUCGUCCUUUGCUUCAACACAUCUUUCCACUUUGCCUUACACUCAUCAAACUGAUGGACUGAGUUCAUCCAAGUUUUGUGCUAAACCCAGUUACUUGCCAACACCAACAUCAUUAACAGCCUUAGCCUCUUUUCCUGGCUCGGGAAACACAUGGAUACGUUACUUGAUACAACAAUCUUCAGGCUAUUUAACUGGAAGUGUUUACCAUGAUGCUGCCUUAUCAAUUAGAGGAUUCCCUGGUGAAGGAAUUUCCAAUGGAUCAAUGAUUGUUGUUAAAACUCAUGAACAUGGAACCUCUGGUCGUCAACCUUUUUCCAAGGCCAUUUUCCUUCUGCGAAAUCCAUUCAAAGUUUUACUAUCUGAGUUUAAUCGACGUUCAGGUGGUCAUUUGGGUCAUGCUCCAGUCUCUAAAUUGAAUGACACAGGUUGGAGAAAUUAUGUUCUCAAAAAUGUCGACCAUUGGUCAUCGUUCACUCUCGACUGGCUCAACUUUAAAGGGCCUCUGUUGAUAACUCGAUAUGAAGAUUUCCUCAACAAUUUGCAAAGCGAAUUGAACCGAGUGUUGAACUUUCUUGGAGUGAAUUCAACUCAGGAAAGAUUGGAUUGUGUUGAUAAACAUCGCAAUGGAUGGAAACGUCGACCUCAACAUUUCCUUCCAUUUGACCCUUUUGCUAUGGCUUCGACCCCUGUAUCAGCCAAUAUGACGGAAUCAACUCAAGCUGUUCGCUCUUCAUCAGUUGUACCCUCGUUAAGACAAGUUGUUGAACGAAAGAGGAAACUUGUUUAUCAAGCAGUAAAUAAAUAUCUCCAUCAAAGUGGACAAUCAUCAUCAAUAUCGGAAUUACCUUGAGGAGGUGAAAAGAGAUGGGUUUGGAGCAUCAAUAAAGUGUGAUACAAUUAUUCCCACUCAUUCAUGAUGAAAGUGAUACAACAUGAUUUUUUUCUUCUUCUCAAGCUUUUCCUUCUGCCAUUCUUCAACAGAUGGAGGGGAGAGUCAGAGAAAGAAAAAUAUUAUCAAGAGAAUAUCUUUGCCUUUUUCAUGGUUUAUUCAGGCAUCAUGUUUCAUCACCCCAAAUUCAACCCAACUUGAUUCAACAUUUCCGAUCCUGUAGAUUAUCAAGAGCUUUUGUAAAGGCAAAAGAAGAGUAAAGUAGCAGCCAACAGCUAUCAUUCUUCUGGUCCAUCAUGUUAGAGUUCAUCAAAUUCUCAAUAGACUCUUGUUCUGACAAGAUGCACCUCAAGGCAAUCAGCAUGGAUAUAACAGCGUUCGAUUGUCUCAUCUUGAUAAAGAGACUUUGUUGACUUGAGGUAGAGGCGCCAAAGAUCAAUCGCUGGCUAUUGCUGUUGCAGCUAGAAGAAGCAAAUAGAAUACGAGAAGUCGAUUCAAUGAACACUUUAAGGAAUCAUUGGAUAAUUAAUGUGGCUUCGACUGUUGCUGUUGAUAUUUAAUGUUGCAGCUUGGACCUGAUCCACUUAAAAGUCUGGUGAAGCUGAAAUACUGCAAAAUGUUUAUUUUAAUUUUGUUAUGAAUACUGAAAAUUUUAAUACAUUAAAAGAGAAAGUAUUUUAAUUUGUAUUACAAAAUGAAAAGCUGAGAGUUAUGGUUGAAUUUUCUAAGUAAUGGAAUAAAACAAAGCUUGUUGCAGUUCAA